CUAUUUUUCAUGUUCGAUUUAGCAUAAAACUUUCUGAGUUUAUACAUCGGCGCUUUAAGCUAAAAUUUGUGAUAUUUUAAAUUAUGCUAAUAAGAAAGAUUGUGUUAAUAUGAUUUGUUUUACUUGAUUUUAUUUGUAAAUAUUGCUUAAAUAUAAGUAAUAUCGAAGAUAUGGAUUCGUCUUGCACACGUUUCACGGCAGCUGAAGGCGGUGCUCGCUUAGCAGCAUGUGCCGGUACAAAGAACAUACUGGUGACCGAGCAUACUUCUUUUAUAUCAACGAGUGUCUUGAUGGAACACGCAUACAAAAUAAGAGGGUUAAUGUCUACCGGAUGUAAACGUUCAGUGUAUAUAACAAGAGCAUCCCGUAUCGAGUGUACUGCCCAUGAGUUAUCGAUACUCACAGAUCUGUCUGUGUCGAAAGCUCUCGUGUUUGACGAUGUGGAUGAUUGGAAUGAUACGUUGGAACACAAAGAGGUACUUGUGUGCACUUCGAUAGUCAUAAAAACUAUAUUGGAAAAUGGUUUAUUGACUAUACCAGGCAUAAAUGUCUUGAUAAUUGACAGCUGUCAUUUGAUAUUCAAGGAUCAAAAUCUACAAUAUGUGAUGAAACUUUACAAGGAAUGUAACGAAGACAUUAGACCGAGGAUCCUCGCUCUAACCUACCCACUGUUCACGGCACCCGGUAACACAAGCGACGGCACAGACACUGUAAAUAUAGAUAAAACAGAAAUAGAUAAAGAUACAGAGGUCGAUGAUAAAGAUAGAAAUGUGGAGAGCGACGAUGACCUUGAAAUAGCCAAUGAUAACGUCGACGAUUUCGACAUGUACGAGAAGUUAGAAUGGAAGAUAUGCGAGCUGGAGACGGCUCUGUGCUGUGAAACGGAUCUAGCUGAAGACAUUGAUGGUGGAAAACGUCUUUCAGCGACAGCAACGAGGCCCAGGGAGCUGAUAGUCGAAUACGGUCCACGAGACUCGAUGGAAGCCCUGCCGGAGGCCUACCUGGAGUUAGAGGAUUAUAUGAAGGAAACGGUCAAUCACGCUCUGCAAUUUAUAAAUGAACACAGAUACGAUCCAACUGAGAUCUACGGCGAGGAUAUGUACGAAGAAUUCAAGAACAUACCGGACCCGACGAUCGAGCCGAAGAAUAUUUUUGUGGAUUUUUUAUACGUCCUCGAACAGUUGGGCCCCUACGCAGCCGAUAAGGCUGCAAUAUCAUUAUUGACUAAGUUAGAAAAGUUGAAAAUUAAAGUGCCCUACGAGAGGCAUUUUCUUCUCUUAUGUCUUUGUACGUCUGUGUUCGUGAAGAUCAGAUGUUUUGCUGAUUUAAUGUUCUCGAAGUGCGCGUCGGAUUGGGAGAAAAUAACAAUGUUUUCAACACCAAAAGUCCUGAGAUUGGUGGAAAUACUGGAAAAAUUUCAGCCUACGGACAACCAGAAUGUCUCGAAGACAACGAUCGGUAGUUCAAAAGCGAAUACCAAUAGGAACACAGAGGGAAAUGUUAAAUUAAAAGAGGAAACUUCAGACAGCUCAGAUACCGAUAGCAAAUUACAGACGGAUAGUAAAACAGAUGAAAAUAAUACUAAAAGUGAUGGUACCGUACCAAAAGAUGAAGCGAGUGAUGUAAAAAUAUCGAAGACGCGUGAACUAUUGAAUGAGAUUGACAAAUGUGAUUUUGUAACGCUUGGUAAUAGAAUUGAAGACAGAGUUAACACAUACGAAGCGAAUUUAAAGGAUUACGAAUACACAGAACAAGUGAGCGUAGACAAAGUGAAGUAUAAUGAAAAGCAAAGCGUUAAGUGUGAUGAUAGGAACCCGGUCGACGGGAAGAUCUACUUCGGGAAGCGCUUCGGGCACCGGUCGAGAGGACGCGGGAGGGCGUUGAGGAGCAACGCGGCGAAAUUGCUCCAGAUGCAGCAGAACCCGGACGCGUUGUGCGGUAUCGUGUUCAUGAAGGAGGCGUUGAUGGCGAAGAUUAUGUUUAUGAUGAUAGCGGACAUGUCCCGCAGUCGCCCGUCCCUGUCGCACCUGUGUGCGCAGUACUGUGCGGAGGAGGGACCCAACGGCAGUAAGAAACAGGAGGACGUGCUUAAGAAGUUCCGUAUGCACGAGUGCAACCUUCUACUGGCGACGUCUGUGCUGGAAGAGGGCAUCGACCUCCCGAGGUGCAACCUCGUGGUCAGAUGGGAUGUUCCGCCUUCCUACCGCUCGCACGGGCUGUGCCGCGGGCGCGCGCGCGCCAGUCGCUCGGCGGUGGCGCUGCUGGCGGCGCGCGCGGGCAGCGCGGCGCUGGCGCACAACCUCGCCGUCUACAAGGAGCUCGAUCAGCUAAUCACGAGGAAAUGUGGUUGUGGAAUACAAAACGAACCUUCGAUAGACGAAGACUAUCACGCCGAUACGAUAUCGACGGUCAUCAAAGCUUACACGCCGUUAGAACUAAAGCGAGACAAAAAUAAUGUUCCAAGUGACAGGAAGAUCGAGGAUCAGGCUGCGUUCGUUGAUCUGAAUACGGCCAUCGCUCUUAUUAAUCGUUAUUGUGGCAAGCUACCCUCGGAUACGUUUACGAGGCUGACGCCUCAAUGGUGGAUGGAGGAAGUCCAGCUGCCAGAUAGGCGUGGUGAUGUGAAGACUGCGUAUAUUUGCACACUGAGGAUGCCCCUGAAUUGUCCCAUCAAGUAUAAUAUUGUUGGUCAUCCGAUGCCCACCAGAGUCCUGGCGAGGCGUAUGGUCGCUUUACAAGCUUGUAGGAUUUUGCAUAAAUCCGGCGAAUUAGACGACCAGCUUAUGCCAAUAGGUAAAGAGAAUUUCAAGUCAGCGGAAUUUGAUAACAACGUUGUGAACGAGACGUCCGAUGCGAAUGACUGCGCCCGACCCGGCACGACGAAGCGUAGACAGUAUUAUUAUAAACGGACUGCGUGGGCGUUCACAGACUGCCAAGCGAUAAUAGACUGUACGGACUUGGAUAUAGAGAACAAUCCAACGUUAGAUGCUAAUACUAUUCAGAAUAUGAAGAAAGGCGGGCCGAGCGCCAACAUGCUGUACUGCAUCGUGUCGUCGCUGUGCUGCGCGCUGCCCGAGCGCUACAACACGCGCGGCCGCCGCCUGCACGCGCCGCAGCUGGCGCGCCAGGCCAUCGGCGUGCUCAUGGCGCGCCGGGACCCGCACCAGCUGCAGAUCCCCGCGUUCCCCGUGUACACGCGCUCGGGCGAGGUGCGCGUGUCGGUGGAGGCGGCGCUGGAGGCCGACGUGCGCCUCAGUCCGCGCCGGGCGCGCCUCAUACGCAGGUUCAUGCGGUUCGUGUUCUCGGACGUGCUGCGCGUGCGGCGGCGCGGCAUGAAGCUGCAGCCGGAGGGCUCCACGCACAACAACUACUACGUCGUGCCCACCGUCAAGAAAACAAGGAGCGACGGUACCACCUGGGUAGAUAUAGAUUGGCCGUUCCUCGAACUGAUAUACAAACAUACCGAGGAGAAGAAGAACUCGGAGUUAGAGAAGCCGAUGAUAUGGGAAGAGGGGGAGAAGAAGAAAACGAAAGAUGAUAAAGUGAAGAAUUUGGACAAUCCGCUGUUGAAACCCGGGGAGGUGUUCGUGUUUGAUGCGGAGCGGUACAAGGAGGCAGUCGUCACGCCCUGGUAUAGGAACCAGGAUCAACCGCAGUUCUUCCUCGUUGCGGAGAUAUGCUGGAAGCUAACUCCUGACUCAGCGUUUCCAUCGGACCAGCACACCAGUUUCAGAUCAUACUACAAGGCUAAAUAUGGAGCUGAACUCACGCAGAGCUGCCAACCUUUACUAGAUGUGGAUCACACCAGCGCCAGGUUGAACCUCUUGACGCCCAGAUACGUGAACCGCAAGGGCGUGGCGCUGCCGGUGUCGUCGGAGCGCACGCGGCGCGCCAAGCGCGACCGGCUGGACCAGAAGCAGAUCCUCGUGCCCGAGCUGUGCCGCGUGCACCCCUUCGCCGCGCCGCUCUGGUUCGCCACCGUCGCGCUGCCCUGCGUGCUCUACAGGAUAAACGCGCUGCUGAUAGCGGACGAGAUCCGCCGCUCGGUGGCGAUCGACGUCGGGCUGGGCAUCCCGCGCAUCGACGAGCGCACGUGCCCCGGCUUCCAGUGGCCGCCGCUGGACUUCGGCUGGAGCCUGGCUGAGGUCCUCAGCGCGGACUCCGAGAAGGGUGAGAAGAAGAAAGAAGACGAAGAAGCAAAGAUUGAUGACGAAGAUAAAGACUUGAAAACAAUCGAAGAUACGGAACCCGAGAAAGAGACAGACGACCAAGUAGAAGAAAAGGAAGGUGUUAAAGAAAAGACCAUUAAUGAUAUACUGCAAGAAAAAGAAGAUGCCGAGAGUUGUUUCGAGAUCGGGACUUGGAGCAACGACAUGGCAUCUUCGAUACCCCAGAGAUCGGAAUUCGACGAGUUCAUGGAACCGCUGCCCCCUAACCUCACGUUCUGCACAUCAUCGUCUGGUGGGGCGAAUUGGUCUGAUCCAAUAGAAAAACCGAAGAUCAGUCACUACAACCCGAGUCGGACCUUCUCAAUGGCAGACAGCGACUGCUCCUACUUGUCCAGCGAUUUCGACACAGACGACUCUGACUUGACCGACGGAAGCGAUGAAGACACAGAUACUAGUGGCUUCUGCAGCAGUAGAAAUUCAAACGCACUCCUGUCAGCGGCGAUGGGGGUGCGGAUAGAGUACAAGACGGCGCACGAGGCGGAGGCCGUCGACCUGGAGCGCCGGCGGCCGCUGGCGCCCGCGCCGCCGCCCGACCGGCGCGACGACCGCCGCGACCUCGCGCGGGCGCGCCGCGCGCUGCGGGCCGGCGCCGCCCCCCCGCAGUAUGUGAAAAAAUUCCGCGAGUCUGUUGCGAAGCAUGAGCAAGAAAUCAAAGAUAAUGGUCUUUUAAUAGACAAGGGCCAAAAGAUAAGAGAGCUCUUACCAGAAACGUCUAGAGAUAUCGAUAAAAAUUCAACACUAGCACACACAGAUAAACAAAGUAGUAUUGACGUUGAUGACGAGAACAAAUCUACUAAAGUCAAAAUAGAUGUUUUAGAUAGAAAAAAUGUACGUAACAAUAAGUUAGAUAAUUUUGACGAAAUUAUUGAAAUUUUAAACGAUAUUGAUUUAAAUGAAACAAGUAACAACAUAGAUAUAGUUACCGAAGACAAUUCUAAAGUUAUACUCGACGCACACAGCGUUGACGCAGACGAUGCAAUGAUAUUAAAAGCGAUAACGAAUAAAUCAAAAGAUAUAGACAGUGUCACGAAACAAAUGUAUUCAAAUUUAAAUAUAACUAAAGACAUAGGAUAUGACAAGAAUAUAAAUUCAAAUGCCAUCGAAAACGGAAAUGCAACAGAUGAAACAAAAUCGGAAACGAUCACAAUACUUGCUGAUGAUAUCUCAAAUGUGGAAACGAAUUCAUUGAACAAUGAUGAUAUAGAACGCAGAGAUGACGACGAAUUAAUAGAUAAGAUAAAAGAUAUAAAGGAUGAAACUGAAAUUGGUAAAAAUAACACAGAUAAAAUAUCUAGAAAGGAAAUUUUAGACGAGAUAUUUCCCUACGGUGAUGGAAUCGAGUUAGACAAGGGACAAGUAACACUAGAAUCGAUCGAGAGAAAUAAAAGAGUUCUAUUAGCGAAUUUAAAAAAUAGAUUAUCGAAGGACGAAAUUAAAAAAUUAAACUGUUUCUCUAUGAGAGACAUUAAUAUAGACUCGCCUGAUUACGUUAAUGAGAAAAUUGCAAAUGUCGGUUUCGAUUCUAAAGAGAAAUACGAGAGGAUCGUAAAUACGUGGUCGGAUAAAAAUGAUUAUAAGCCUUAUUACAUGGAUAGUAAAGGUCAAAAUGGCAAGGAGUUCGAUUUUGAUUAUCAGCCGAAUUUAGAGGGACACCCUGGGCCGAGUCCUAGUGUUAUCUUACAGGCUUUAACGAUGUCGAACGCGAACGACGGUAUCAACCUGGAGCGGCUCGAGACGAUCGGUGACAGUUUCCUGAAGUUCGCUAUAACAGCGUACUUGUACUGCGCGCAUCCGGCCGUGCACGAGGGGAAGCUAUCUCACAUGAGGAGUAAACAGGUGUCCAAUCUAAAUCUCUACAGACUCGGUCGCAACAAACGCCUCGGCGCUAGGAUGAUAGCAUCGAAGUUCGAACCCCAUGACAACUGGUUGCCGCCCUGCCACAAGCCACCACCGACACUACAGCCCACCAUAACGGGUGAUUCGAAGGCGUGUCACGUGGAAGCGCCGGUGGACAGCACGGGGUGCUUCAUACCGUAUAAUCUGAUCACACAACAUAGCAUACCAGAUAAAUCAAUAGCGGAUUGCGUCGAGGCCCUGAUAGGGGCGUACUUGUUGGAGUGCGGACCUCGAGGUGCCUUACUGUUCAUGUCCUGGUUGGGUAUACGGGUGCUGCCCCGACACGACUUACCGUUGGCUGACGACCAUCCAUAUGUGGUCAGAGCGAGGGAGAAAGAGGUUGACGACAAAUCGUCGCCGAAACGUCGGUCUUCAUGUUCGUCGUGGUCGGACGAUGAAGACAGUCCCGAGUCACGCUCGCCGGAGCCCGAGUGGGGGUGGGGCGGGCGACCCGUUGGAGCGCUGCGACCCUAUCGGACUGCCGACAACAAAUGGCUUCAGCCAAUAUUCGGUGAGCUGAAGGCACCUCCCUCCCCCCUGUUGCGGUACAUCGAAGACCCUGAAGGAGAAUUGGAACAGAUGCUUUCAGGUUACGACGCACUGGAGAGGACGUUACAGUACCGUUUCCGGGAUCGAUCCCUCCUACUCCAAGCUCUAACGCACGCGUCCCACCAGCGGAACCGGCUCACGGACUGCUAUCAGAGAUUGGAGUUCCUCGGAGACGCUAUACUUGACUACCUGAUCACGCGGCACCUGUUCGAGGACCCGCGCCGGCACUCCCCGGGCGCGCUGACCGACCUGCGCUCGGCGCUCGUCAACAACACCAUCUUCGCCACGCUGGCCGCCCGACACGGGUUCCACAAGUACUUCAGACAUAUGUCGCCUGGUUUGAACGAAGUCCUCACGAAGUAUGUCAAGAUACAGGAGGAGAAUGGUCACUCGAUCAGCGAGGAGCAUUAUCUGAUACAAGAAGACGAAAUGGAACAAGCUGAAGAUGUCGAGGUCCCGAAGGCGCUCGGCGACUUGUUCGAGUCCGUCGCCGGCGCCAUAUUCUUAGACUCUGGGCUGUCGCUGAGCGCGGUGUGGCGCUCGGCGGGCGCGCUGCUGGGCGCGGAGCUGGACGCGUUCAGCGCGGCGGCGCCCAAGUCGCCCGUGCGCGAGCUGCUGGAGGCCGAGCCCGACACCGCCAAGUUCGGUAAACCGGAGCGCCUCGCGGACGGGCGGCGCGUGCGCGUGUGCGUGGAGGUGUUCGGUCGGGGGGCCUUCAAGGGCAUCGGCAGGAACUACCGGAUCGCGAAGGGGACCGCCGCCCGGUGCGCGCUCCGCCAUCUGCGGAACCACAGGCCGCGGUGAGGCGGGAGGCGCAUGUGUAUGGAGCCGUGUUCGUGCUGCAUCGAUUCUUAGAAGUAUUUUGUUAGGGGAGAUGGGGGGUGGAUUCGAUGCCUUGGCUGGUCUAUGGAUCCCACCCUACUCUAUAGCUGGCUGCCAUAGACCGAUUCUCGGUGCGAUAUAACGACAUUACAAGGAAUAACGAUAGCAGUAAGUUUAUUCAGAAAACAUUUAUUAAUACAAAGUUAAAACUAAAAAUUCAAUGUAUACUAAUAU
Messenger RNA from Vanessa tameamea, 7730 nucleotides. It is a transcript of the gene Dcr-1, whose product is annotated as endoribonuclease Dcr-1-like. The record is from RefSeq and is a predicted model, not a curated record. The coding region runs from base 171 to 7478 and encodes 2435 amino acids. Gene Ontology annotation, biological process: pre-miRNA processing; siRNA processing; apoptotic DNA fragmentation. Gene Ontology annotation, molecular function: deoxyribonuclease I activity; ribonuclease III activity; RNA binding. NCBI's taxonomy places the organism in Eukaryota, Metazoa, Arthropoda, Insecta, Lepidoptera, Nymphalidae. The transcript has 43 exons. Gene Ontology annotation, cellular component: nucleus; RISC complex; cytoplasm.